AUGGUGCUGCUGAGCCCAUCAAUUAGCGGUCUGAGAAAACUGCUCAAUAUAUGUGAGGGGUAUGCGGCAGCCCAUGGCCUGCGGUACAAUAGUAAGAAGAGUGAGAUUGUGGUUUUUAAAUCCAAAGGUAGGAACUACAAUUUUCCUCCUGUCACUCUUGAAGGGUUACCAUUGAAAAGAGUGACAAGUUUUAAGUACCUGGGGCACUGGGUAAAUGAAAGUAUGUCGGAUGAGGCUGAUAUAGAAAGGGAGCGCAGGGCUCUAGCUAUGAGAGCGAACAUGCUCGCCCGUAGAUUUGCACGGUGUAACACUGAAGUUAAACUAACUCUUUUCAGAGCCUAUUGCCAGUCUUUCUACACCUGCAGUCUAUGGGUUGAGUACACACAGAGGACAUUGUCAGCCCUGCGCGUCCAAUAUAAUAAUGGGUUCAGGAUGCUGAUGGGGCUGCCUCGGUACUGUAGCGCGUCAGCUAUGUUCACUGAGGCUCGCAUAGACAGUUUCCCAGUCGUCAUGCGCAAGCGGGUUGCCUCCGCGUGGAGCCGCGUCCGAGACAGCUCCAACAGCCUCCUGGCGGCGAUAGGGAGUCGCUAUUGCUGUCCUAUAUUGAGACACUGGAACAGCGUCCAUGUCGGCUCGAGACCUGCUCGGGUAAAUGUAAAGUAG
Messenger RNA from Ostrinia nubilalis (European corn borer), 663 nucleotides. RefSeq lists its product as uncharacterized. The transcript has a single exon. The record is from RefSeq and is a predicted model, not a curated record. NCBI's taxonomy places the organism in Eukaryota, Metazoa, Arthropoda, Insecta, Lepidoptera, Crambidae. The coding region runs from base 1 to 663 and encodes 220 amino acids.